Molecule: messenger RNA, 1632 nt
Organism: Cladophialophora yegresii CBS 114405
Lineage: Eukaryota; Fungi; Ascomycota; Eurotiomycetes; Chaetothyriales; Herpotrichiellaceae
Exons: 3
Coding region: 1-1632 (543 amino acids)
Source: RefSeq, a predicted model, not a curated record
AUGGGUUUCCAGCCCGAGCUUCCGCCCACAGGAAGAAGGACGCACAUCACUGCCAUUUACGAGCAGAGCCCCAUCCAGACGUGGAGCAUAUUCCACGUCAUGCCACCACAUCAUCUCACGCCCCCAAGGGCUACCUGGGACCGGCGCCUCGGGCUUGGCUUCUUGGUCGCGGCACGGUCCUCCGACCUCAAAGCAGGGACCACCUCCUGCUUCAUCACCUCCCCCCCACCACAGCUGGACUUGACUCAGCGUCUCAGGCUCGCCCAAGAUGGCAAACACUCUCCACGCCCCCCUUCUCGACUGUCGCUUUACCCUUCCAACGAUCUCGGUGUCACCAUCAAGGGCGCAGAUACCUUUACCAUUGUGACCGACGUCUUCGUACCAACAGCGCGGCUUGGCAAUAGCAAGAAGUUGCGCAGGAGGAGGAGCUCAGCAACGGACAUCACCCCGAACACUGUCGCCUGGUUCGCUUCGCUCCCCCCUGCGGUUCAGAGGAAGCUCUUCUCGAAGGACGAGUGUUCCUUCCUUUCGCGAGAGAAGGAUACCCUCAUCCUCGACGCCGCAGACGAGACCCUUCGUCGCCGUAGCUGGCAUACUACUCAACUCACUGCUUUCGAACCUCGGCGUUCCGAAGAAGAAGACGACGACACCAUCGUGGACAGUGAAGACCUCAACGACGACGUUCGAGUGGAUUCUGCAAUCGAUAUGGGUGGCGACUACACAAUAGAUGGCUUCCGGUGGCUGGACGAUGAAGGAGACCUGGAUCUCAAGCUGGACGACUACCAUCAGGCCAUUGCCGAGACCAAUCGGCGAACAAUGUCUGCAUCAGGCCCUGCCAGACGGCGAUCGAGACGAAAUCCUUCCCUGUCAAGCCUCUCCAUACGUCGUGGCCGGUCGUCCACAUCGUCGAAUCGGCCAGUCGUCGAGGUACCCCCAACACCAGCUCUACCACCUAUACCUCCUCACGCUCGCGCUUCGUCAUUUUCACUCAAGCACUUUCGCUCCCAGGCAUCUAUAUCAUCAAUCGAUCCCCGCGCGACUCAUUAUCAAGACCCAGCUGCUCGGAUGAAGCUGCGGCUCUAUCUUGCCUCCCCACAGAAGUUCGACGAGGCGGUUGAGUUUGGCUUCCCGUCGGUGCAAGGCAGAGAUCCUCGAACACCGAUUAGACCAAUGACAAGCCCACAGCAGCGACCAGAAACCAACAGGACCUUCUUUCACGACGACACGCCAUCACUAUCAGGUGAUGACGAGACCGAUCCAGAAGAACCAGACACCCUUUUCGAUCCGAGGACCCCUGAAGACCCGGUCUUCCAGAUGAACCGUCCCUCGCGGAAAGGUAGUGUGGACGGGUUUGCCAGAUCGCUACGACCCUUUUCAAUACGGAGACCUACCGAAACAUAUGCCCGUGGACUUCCGUCGGAUCGAGAGAUGACGCUACACAUGACUCUGACACGACCAGAUCUCCGCGCCCCAGAGGAACUGCAAUCACCCCAUGACAUGCAGAAGGUCAACAAAAUACCAUUGGAGAAGGCCGAACUACCGCCAGAGGCUACUCCAGUCUCUAUUUGGGACACGCUCCCCCCUGAAGAAUCCAAGAUGAAGAGGCUUCUUCGGAAACUGAAGCUCAAGUGA